AUGGACCAUGUCCCCGGGAUCACCUACAUCGAAGCGCCUUUGACGACACUCCGUUGCGCUUCAUGGCAGGAACAGGCAGUCUCGGAUCUGGCAAGACUCGCCGUCUUGUUACGAGGGCUUCCUUCACGCUUCACCAACGCCAUCACCCAGAUCCUUGAGGACCUCCCCAUGAUCUUCCUUCCUACAUACCCGCUGGUUCUGAGUCACGCUGACCUAUGUGAGAUGAACAUCAUCGUCAACCCCGAAGCUGGUGGGAUCAACGGGAUUAUUGACUGGGCCGAUGCAAAAGUGCUACCAUUUGGGAUGUCCCUGUGGGGGCUUCGCAACAUGCUGGGGAUUAUGGAUUCGAAGGGAUGGCAUUAUCAUGAAAAUGCCCCCAGACUCGAGGGAUUGUUCUGGGAAACAUUCUACCAGUCCGUGGGAAUGGUUUUUGGUGACGGCAAACGGGCUAUUCAAGUUGCUGAACGGGCUGGAUUGCUUCUGAGGUAUGGCUUUACUUGGGAGGAUGGUGUGGUCGAGAGGCCAGUGAGUGAACAAGAUUCUUCGAUGAGAUAUUUGGACGCAUUUCUACCUGGCCUGGAGAUUUAA
Molecule: messenger RNA, 588 nt
Organism: Aspergillus steynii IBT 23096
Lineage: Eukaryota; Fungi; Ascomycota; Eurotiomycetes; Eurotiales; Aspergillaceae
Exons: 2
Coding region: 1-588 (195 amino acids)
Source: RefSeq, a predicted model, not a curated record